Molecule: messenger RNA, 840 nt
Organism: Hydractinia symbiolongicarpus
Lineage: Eukaryota; Metazoa; Cnidaria; Hydrozoa; Anthoathecata; Hydractiniidae
Exons: 4
Coding region: 269-751 (160 amino acids)
Source: RefSeq, a predicted model, not a curated record
UCACACCUCCUAAAAUAUACUUAACACAGAGCAUUCGCACCUCCCUAUUUUUUGCGUUGAGCAUGUAGUCUUUGUAUGAAGAAAUAGUUUUUUCUCUCUUUGUGAAUAUGUCUCGCGAGUUGUGUGGUUUGUGUCCAUCGUUUAUUUGAAUGUUAAACAAACUCGGAGAGAUCUUAUAAAGGCCGAUCAAGCACAGGCAGGAAUCAGUUGAUAUCGGAGAAAGAAGAUCAAAACAACACAAGCUAACCUUGGAGAGAAAAAAGUUUCAAUGAGUCCAAAAAUUCCAUUACAUAUAUCCUUUUAUCAGCUUUGGAUGGAAAGACUGGAAGGUUGUUGUCGACAGUGCGCGGAAAUUUCAGAUGACGCAUCAGUGGAAUAUGUUCGCAAUGACAAACUUGCACAAGAAAACACAGAACUCAACCGCUUUGCACUAGACAAAAUGGAAAAUUCCGCACAACGCGAUAAAGCUUCCGAAUACAGAAACUGUCAGUUGAAGGGCGACGCUAAAUGCUCUCCGAGGAAUUUCUGCAGGCAUACACCGAAGUAUCACCCAUAUAUAUUCCAUGGUCAACUUUACCGUAAUAAAACAAGAAGAGAACCUACGAUACAAUUUAUAGUAGAUACAAUCAAUGACGAAGAAGAUGAAGCUGAUUACUGUAAAGAUUUGGUUGAAGAUUUGAUAGACGCGUAUGCUCUGCAGGAGAAAAAGACGAAGCAGCGACAACAAAUUCAUACAAAUAACGAACCAUAAGACAAUACAUAAAAGUUCAUAGUUUUGUUAGAAUUAUUAUUAUAUAUGUAAAAAAACUAAUUACUAAUAAAACAAGAAUAAAGCGAUAA